AUGGGUAAGCUCUCCCUACUGGAUCAAACAUAUGGAGAAGUGAACCAGCUUGGCGGGGUAUUUGUCAACGGACGACCACUUCCAAAUUCGAUUCGGAUCAGAAUCGUGGAAUUAGCUCAACUUGGAAUACGACCGUGUGACAUCAGUAGGCAGCUUCGAGUCUCUCAUGGCUGUGUGAGCAAGAUACUAGCGAGAUACAACGAGACGGGUUCGAUAUUGCCCGGUGCCAUAGGAGGAAGUAAGCCCCGGGUCACAACACCCAACGUGGUGAAAAGCAUAAGGGAUUACAAACAAGGAGACCCUGGAAUAUUUGCUUGGGAGAUCAGGGACAGGCUUCUUACAGAUGCCGUGUGUGAUAAGUAUAACGUUCCCUCCGUCAGCUCCAUAAGCCGUAUUUUACGCAACAAAAUAGGAAAUCUUUCCCAGCCGGGCCAAUAUGAGAACAGCAAGCCAAUCCAUCCUCAGCUCUCCUACAACCACAUGUACCCGUACUCAUACCCCAGCGCAAUGUCACCCACUGGGACAAAAAUUGGCAGCGGUCCCGGUAUACCGGUCACGCCGGGCCAUGUCAGCCUCUCCCGCCAUGGUUGGCCUUCCGUGCACACAGUCAGCAACAUUUUGGGCAUCCGAGCCUUCAUGGACCCUGCAGCCAUCGCUGGAGCGGAGGGGUACCCAUCAAAAAUGGAGGAGUGGGCGAGCGUAAACAGAGCGACGUUUUCCUCUGCCCAUGGUGUCAACGGAAUAGAGAAAUCCUCCCUAGAGGCAGACAUCAAGUUUCCUCAGUCUUCUUCAAACCUAUCUAGUUAUGUACCUGCUUGUGCCUACUCUCCCCCAAACCAAUACGGGGUGUAUGGUGGACCAGCAGGUAACUAUAUGACAACUGGACACCACUGGCAGUCUCAAAGCACGAGCCUUGCCCACCCCAACAGCGAAGCAACGAUGCAAGGUGGAGACCUCCACAUGGCGAUGUCCUUCAAACACUCAGCACGAGAAGGAGACAGAAAACCUCCCAGUCCCUUGAGCAAGCACCAGCACGAGGCGUUGAGCGUACACGGACUAUCUCUCCCGACCUCCGCUUCAUAA
Molecule: messenger RNA, 1083 nt
Organism: Salvelinus namaycush (lake trout)
Lineage: Eukaryota; Metazoa; Chordata; Actinopteri; Salmoniformes; Salmonidae
Product: paired box protein Pax-1-like
Exons: 5
Coding region: 1-1083 (360 amino acids)
Biological process (GO): anatomical structure development; regulation of transcription by RNA polymerase II
Molecular function (GO): DNA-binding transcription factor activity, RNA polymerase II-specific; RNA polymerase II cis-regulatory region sequence-specific DNA binding
Source: RefSeq, a predicted model, not a curated record